Molecule: messenger RNA, 537 nt
Organism: Scophthalmus maximus (turbot)
Lineage: Eukaryota; Metazoa; Chordata; Actinopteri; Pleuronectiformes; Scophthalmidae
Gene: rpl35a
Product: ribosomal protein L35a
Exons: 5
Coding region: 132-464 (110 amino acids)
Biological process (GO): cytoplasmic translation; ribosomal large subunit biogenesis
Cellular component (GO): cytosolic large ribosomal subunit; ribosome
Molecular function (GO): structural constituent of ribosome
Source: RefSeq, a predicted model, not a curated record
AAGAUGUGUUUUGAUCAGGCGGCUCCGCGGACACCUCUGUGUACGAUAAUUACCCAGCAUGCCUCUGGGCCGUCCUUUCCCUCCUCCAUCUUUUCCGCACUGACGGUGAACUGAUCAGGAGAAGACUCACGAUGCCUGGAAGACUAUGGAGUAAGGCCAUCUUCACCGGCUACAAGCGCGGCCUGAGGAACCAGCGUGAGCACACGGCGCUGCUGAAGCUCGAGGGCUGUUACUGCAGAGACGAGGUCGACUUCUACCUCGGGAAACGCUGCGCAUACGUGUACAAGGCCAAGAAGAACACGGUGACUCCCGGGGGGAAGCCCAACAAGACCAGAGUGAUCUGGGGGAAGGUGACUCGGGCUCAUGGGAACAGUGGGAUGGUCCGAGCCAAGUUCAGCAGCAACCUGCCGGCCAAGGCCAUCGGACACCGGAUCAGAGUGAUGCUGUAUCCCUCUCGGGUGUGACGAGGAGACGUCGCAUGAUGAUGAUGUCGUCACUUGUUUGUACAGAAACAAUAAAAUGAUCCAAACGAUUGGA